This is a messenger RNA of Phialemonium atrogriseum, 1310 nucleotides long. RefSeq names its product ccch zinc finger DNA-binding protein. NCBI's taxonomy places the organism in Eukaryota, Fungi, Ascomycota, Sordariomycetes, Cephalothecales, Cephalothecaceae. Gene Ontology annotation, cellular component: cytosol. Gene Ontology annotation, biological process: cytoplasmic translation. The record is from RefSeq and is a predicted model, not a curated record. The transcript is spliced from 2 exons. Bases 131 to 1192 code for a protein of 353 amino acids. Gene Ontology annotation, molecular function: mRNA binding; metal ion binding.
UAAUACUAUUCGAUUUCGAGUUUUGAAGCCCCUCACGAAUUUAUGUUCUGAGCGCCUUGAAAAGAGCCACCCGCCCUCCCCCGUCCUAGAAGCAAACGUAGAAUUUCCACACCACCGAGAACCCUCAAUAAUGCCUCCCAAGAAGAACGAGAAGGUGCCGGCUGGCAAGAAGCCGUCGGCCACCAAGCUUGUCGAGGAUCGAACCUUCGGCAUGAAGAACAAGAAGGGCUCGGCGGCGCAGAGGCAAAUCGCCCAGAUGGCGUCCUCCCUGAAAUCCGGCAACGCGGAACAGAAGAGAAAAGAGGCCGAGAAGGCGGCGAGGGAGCGCGAGAAGAAGGCCGCCGAAGAUGCCAAGCGCGAAGCCGACAUGCUCCUCAACAAGCCCGCCCAGAUCCAGAAGGUUCCGUUCGGAGUCGACCCCAAGACCGUUGUCUGCAUAUUCUUCAAGAAGGGCAACUGCGAGAAGGGGAAGAAAUGCAAGUUCUCCCACGACCUGGAAAUGGAGCGGAAGACGGAGAAGAAGAGUCUGUACCAGGACACUCGGGAGGAUGUGGAGGAGAAGAAGAAGCAAGAGACGUCUGCAGACUGGGACGAGGCCAAGUUACGAACGGUUGUCCUGUCAAAGAAGGGAAACCAGAAGACAACGACGGACAAGGUCUGCAAGUUCUUCAUCGAGGCGAUCGAGGACGGCAAGUACGGGUGGUUCUGGGUCUGUCCGAAUGGAGCCGACAAGUGCAUGUAUAAGCAUGCCCUCCCCCCUGGAUUCGUCCUGAAAACGAGGGAACAGAGGGCGGCGGAGAAGGCUCUGAUGGACAAGUCUCCACUGAAGACCCUCACCCUGGAGGAUUUCUUGGAGUCCGAAAGGCACAAGCUCACCGGUACCCUGACCCCGGUGACUCCGGAGUCUUUCGCCAAGUGGAAGAAGGAUCGUAUGGACAAGAAGGCUGCGGAGGAGCAAGCACGGAAAGCCAAGGAAGCAACUGGACGUGCGCUGUUCGAGAGCGGCAACUGGAAAGUGGCCGGUGACGAUUCGGAUGAUGAGGACGACGAUGCCUGGAACCUGGAAAACCUGCGGCUGGAGACUGAAAAUUUGCGGCAGCAGAAAGAAGAGGAACGAUUGGCCAACCUCCAUGGUACUCCUGUUCCUGUCUCCAAUGGCAGCAGCGAUCCUGAGCCGGCACCUGAUACGUAAAGCAAUAUCAACGCUUUCGCGCUUCAGUCACAAAACGAAAAUCAGGACUCGGAAGCCGCGCCAUCCAGGGCACUUCGUCCAAGAGGCGAAGGCUUUCCUGCCAUUACCUGGACUGCCG